CGUUGCGUCAGUGUUUUCAGACGUCCAGGGAUCACAGCUGCUGAGACGGAUCUUUGGUUUGCACAGUUAAAGGCCGCAGCAGCAAAAGAUGAGCGGAACCACUGGAAAGAUGCUGUGCCUGGGGAACAAUACCUUUUUUAAGCAAGCCUUUUCCCUUUUAAGGUUCAGAACUUCAGGAGAGAAUCCCAUCUAUUCUGCAGGUGGCAUUCUACUGAGUACCAGUCGGCACUACAAAUCAAAGCCCACCCAUGGCAUUGGAAGAUACAAGCAUCUCAUUAAAGCACAAGAGCCCAAGAAGAAGAAGGGAAAAGUGGAAGUGAGACCCAUUAAUUUGGGGACAGAUUAUGAAUAUGGGGUUUUAAACAUUCACAUGACUGCAUACGACAUGACCCUGGCAGAGAGUUAUGCCCAGUACGUUCACAACCUCUGCAACCAUCUCUCCAUUAAAGUUGAGGAAAGUUUUGCAAUGCCCACCAAAACCAUGGAGAUGUUGCGGCUGCCGGACCAAGGCAGCAAGAUGUUCCUGGACGCAGUCCUUACCACCCAUGAGCGAGUGGUUCAGAUCAGCGGUUUGAGUGCUACGUUUGCAGAGAUUUUCUUGGAAAUAAUACACAGCAAUCUUCCUGAAGGAGUCAAAUUGUCAGUGAAGGAGCACACUGAAGAAGACUUCAAGGGAAGGUUCAAAGCUCGGCCAGAACUGGAGGAACUGUUGGCCAAGUUGAACUAGCUAUUGCAGACCCUUUCAUGCCAACACUGGUGAUACUGAGUGCCAGGGAGAAGAGCUUCCUGGCUGGUUAUAGUUAAGCAGGAUACUGUGAUCCUUAGAUUUAAUAAGUACCCAUCCUCACAGCCAGGAAUGCCUCCUCUCCUCUGUGGCGUGGCUGUGCUUUCCAGUUUGUUACCACUUUGAGCUAACCUUCAUUAUCCUCCAUCUAAUAAAAAUCUGCUGCUGCUGGUGUGUGUA
Cynocephalus volans (Philippine flying lemur) is the source of this 964-nucleotide messenger RNA. RefSeq names its product mitochondrial ribosomal protein L48 (gene MRPL48). NCBI's taxonomy places the organism in Eukaryota, Metazoa, Chordata, Mammalia, Dermoptera, Cynocephalidae. The record is from RefSeq and is a predicted model, not a curated record. The transcript has 8 exons. Gene Ontology annotation, cellular component: mitochondrial ribosome. The coding region runs from base 89 to 727 and encodes 212 amino acids.